AUGGACUUCUACAUUGGAGUGAUGGUCGGGGUGAACAGCCUCCUUCUGUUGUCCGCCGUGUACGACUACGUCAAGUUCAAGAGGAAGGUCACUGACAAGGAGGUCAGGUCCAAGGUGGAGGCCAGGUCCAAGGUGGAGGCCAACUUGGGGACUCCUAAGAUUGAGCCCACCAAGGACGGGACCAAGGCCACCAAGAAAGGGACCAAGGCCACCAAGAACCGGGUGGAGCCCACCAAGAACGGGGUGGAACCCACUAAGAACGGGGUGGAGCCCACCAAGAACGGGGUGGAACCCACUAAGAACGGGGUGGAGCCCACCAAGAACGGGGUGGAACCCACUAAGAACGGGGUGGAGCCCACCAAGAACGGGGUGGAACCCACUAAGAACGGGGUGGAGCCCACCAAGAACCUGAUAAGCCCACCAAGAACGGUGGAACCCACAAGAACGGUGGAACUCCACUCAAGAACGGGUGGAACUCCACUAAGAGCCGGGUGUAAGCUCACCAAGAACCUGGUUAAGCCUUACUCAAGAACGGGUGGAACCCACUGA
Molecule: messenger RNA, 549 nt
Organism: Homarus americanus (American lobster)
Lineage: Eukaryota; Metazoa; Arthropoda; Malacostraca; Decapoda; Nephropidae
Exons: 1
Coding region: 1-549 (182 amino acids)
Source: RefSeq, a predicted model, not a curated record